GGAGAAUUGGAUUUAGGUGCUUUUACUUAUAGUUAUAGUGGCCGCUUUGCACCAGAUGAUUUAUACUACGUUGAAAAAUGGAAAGAACGAUUUAAUCAUGAGGAAGUAAAACAAUUAAUUGCAGUUGGUUUUCAAAAAAACAUUAAAAGCAAUGAUGAAAAAUAUAAUGAAUAUUCUGUUGAAGUGAUAGCCAACUUCAAGCUCGAUAUUGAAGUAAUUAUUCCAUUAAAAAAAAUAGAAAGAGAGAAACGGAGCAGAUCUGACCGUUAUCUAGAGGAGAAAAGUUACUAUAACAAUAACGAUAUUACUGAAAAUAAAAUAAACGUAGUUUCAAUUGUUGAUAAAUUAAUACCCGAUCCAGACUUGAAAGAAAG
Messenger RNA from Racocetra persica, 374 nucleotides. The record is from the annotation of a GenBank genome assembly. Lineage: Eukaryota; Fungi; Glomeromycota; Glomeromycetes; Diversisporales; Gigasporaceae.